Messenger RNA from Pediculus humanus corporis (human body louse), 681 nucleotides. Its product is annotated as Melanoma-associated antigen G1, putative. Bases 1 to 681 code for a protein of 226 amino acids. Gene Ontology annotation, cellular component: nucleus. NCBI's taxonomy places the organism in Eukaryota, Metazoa, Arthropoda, Insecta, Psocodea, Pediculidae. The transcript has 2 exons. The record is from RefSeq and is a predicted model, not a curated record.
AUGGAAGACUCCGAAGGGAAUAAUGAGUUAAUUGAAUGCGAUGAAAAGCUUACUAACGAUGUCGUUAAAGCUAUUUUUUUAUUAGAUCAUUCUAAAAAGCCUUUUAAGGCAGCCGAUAUUAUUGCAUUAUUAAACUGUAAGCCCUCUCGUAAACAAUGGGUAACGGUGUUUGACAAAGCCAAGCAGAAAAUUAGAGGUUUAGGUUUGGUAUUAAACGAAGCUAACAAUAAAUCUUCAAAGGUUUUUUUUUUAACAAGUAUCAACACUCCUUUACCUCUCAUGUGUAGAUAUGCGUCUGAUAAUGAAAAAGCUAAUAGAACAUUGUUGGUUUUGGUUUUAACUUAUAUAUUUAUGAAAGAAAAAAGUGUAUCUGAAGAAGACAUUCUAAAUCAUUUAAAGCAAUUAAAAAUAUUUAGCGAAGAAUCACCUGUUCACAAAUACUUUGGAGAUGUUAAAAAGAAAAUAUUUACAGAAUUUGUAAAUCAAUGUUAUAUAGAAAAAGUAUUAAAUAAAGAAUCGAAUGAAAUUUUUAUUAAUUGGGGUGAAAGAGCAAAUGCUGAAAUAACAAAGAGAUCUAUAUUAGAAUUUGUUUGUCGCAUAGGUUAUAAGGAUUCUGUCCAGCCAAAAAAUUUUGUAUCACAUUAUGCUAAAGUAACAGAAGAAGAAGAUGUAACAGAAUAA